Messenger RNA from Diuraphis noxia (Russian wheat aphid), 739 nucleotides. RefSeq lists its product as uncharacterized. The record is from RefSeq and is a predicted model, not a curated record. Lineage: Eukaryota; Metazoa; Arthropoda; Insecta; Hemiptera; Aphididae.
UCUGAAUUACAACUCAAGACGAUUUACAAAGACACUUUUCGAAUAAAAAAUGACCUUUAGGUGCGUGAGGCUGAUGGUGUCCGUGAUGGCGCUGGCCACACACUUGCUGGCCGCGCCGUCCACCAGAUCGCAGCUGCCCAUGGUCAAGACGUCCGAGGACCAGACAGCUGGCGAUACGUUACUCGAACUAGCCACGGCCCUGAUGACCGGCGGUGCCUUGGCGGGCGGCCGGAAAACGGAAAUGCACCACCACAAUGACGUCCAAAGUCACAAGCCGCCACACCACCAAGCCAUUUCCACGUUAAUCCAUCUGCUGUUGACCAUCGGCAGUGCGUUCGCUCCUCUGGUGGGUGCAAUCGUCGGGCCGCUGUUGACUAACAUCGCUAACGGGAUAACGUGGGCCAUAUCACACACCAUCGCUUCCGGAUUUUCACCUCCACACGGAUUGUUCUCACCGGAACUCGGCCACGGAACCGAUCACAUCAAAGAACACCUGACGUCUUAUGCUGCCGAAGGUCAAUCCGAAACGGGGUCCGACGCGAUUCAUCAAGUGCAGCAACCCACGGCCGCCACGGAACCGUCCGAACCCGCGACGGUCGAUGACACCAGAAACGAAGUGAAGAAAAUAGUAUAACGAUCCGCCGCAGACGAAUAAAUUACAUAUUACAUAUUACAUUAUAUGAUCACGAGUUCAUGACGACCACGAUUUAUUAUUUUUUUAUAGGCAUACAAAUUAUUA